Gadus chalcogrammus (walleye pollock) is the source of this 1293-nucleotide messenger RNA. RefSeq lists its product as uncharacterized. The transcript has 4 exons. Bases 31 to 1176 code for a protein of 381 amino acids. NCBI's taxonomy places the organism in Eukaryota, Metazoa, Chordata, Actinopteri, Gadiformes, Gadidae. The record is from RefSeq and is a predicted model, not a curated record.
AAUUCUAUUGGGUUAUGUCUAUUUGGAGAAAUGGAGUCAAGGCUGGUCAUGGGUGUCUUUCUCCUAGCGGUGCUCCUUCUGGAUAUACAAUGCAAUCCUCUAUCAUGGGGUUUGGAUCCAAUGUAUGACGAUGGUUACACUGAAGUUGGACCUUCUGAAGCUCCAGGAUGGAAUCCCAAGUAUGAAGCUAGUUUCACCGACGACGGCCCUUCUGAAGCUCCAGGAUGGAAUCCCAAGUAUGAAGCUAGUUUCACUGACGACGGCCCUUCUGAAGCUCCAGGAUGGAAUCCCAUGUAUGAAGCUAGUUUUAAUGAAGACGGAACUUUUGAAGCUCCAGGUUUCUAUGAGCCUGAAUUGCAGAUGGACCCUGGAUAUGAGUCUGGACAUGGAGGCCAGGACACUAGCUAUGAGUCUGGACAUGGAGGCCAGGACACUAGCUAUGAGUCUGGACAUGGGGGCCAGGACACUAGCUAUGAGUCUGGACAUGGAGGCCAGGACACUAGCUAUGAGUCUGGACAUGGAGGCCAGGACACUAGCUAUGAGUCUGGACAUGGAGGCCAGGACACUAGCUAUGAGUCUGGACAUGGAGGCAAGGACCCUGCUGCUGUGGAGAGCCAGCAUUUCACACCCACAUCUCCUCAAGACAUCCUCUCGGUUAUCCCUCCAAGUGUCCUCUCUGGGGUAGACACUGGGCCAUCCACCAGUCACAUGAGCCAUCCCAAACCUUCACCUGGUUCGCAGUUCAUCCCAGGAGAACUGCUCCGCAUCGAGAACACGAAGGAGGAUGGUGCCUACGAGUCAGAGACCCAGGAAAAGGGUGCAAAAGAUGCUCAGGAUGCAAUGGUCAACACCAGGCCACCUCAACCAAAAGCCACCAUGCCCAUGGGCUCUUCCGAGCAGCCGUUCCCUUAUGACUUGCUGUUCCUCACGGGCCAGUACGCGCGAGGAACGUACCCUGACUUCACCAAAAGUGUGGAGCGUGGCAGAGACGACUGGCAGGUGAACCACUACCGCAGAUAUGAUGAUCAUGCAGAGGACCAGCGGGUCCAGUCCUUCCCCAGUGCCUCUGAUAAGAGCUUUCUGACACCCAGUAUGGAAGCUCAGAAAGAGUCUAAAGCAGCAGAUGUCUUAUGGCCAAGGUCUAAAGGGAGAUCCAUGAUGUCUUACUAUUGGUAGUAUUGAGUAUAAGAGCUAUGGUCUUCCUCCCCAAGAUGCAACAGUGUCAACGGAACGGAAUUCCUUUGUGGUUAAUGCAAAUAAAAUGUACCUCAAUGGUUUUGUUUUCCAGACCUG